UAAAGACGGGUGCACUUUUUCAAGUGCAGCCAACACAUUCAUGGCAGUGAACCAGCGACGGUUUGAGGUGCUUUGAGUGAACUCAUUUAACGUUACAGCGGAUAGCUGCAAAGCUGUUUGGACAGCAUGUACGCGAAUAAGUUCGGCCGCGUCAUGUUAGCGCUGUACAGCCGGAACACGGCCACUGCCUGCGGCGGGCUCUCGACGGCCACUGCCUGCGGCGGGCUCCCGAGUGCGGCAGGACGGAGCGGCUUUAGCUGGACUGCGGUGUGUAAACAGCGGACACUGUGGCUCCAGAGAACCGCCUGUCUGAAUACUCAGCAAAAUCCCGUUCCGUGUCACGUCAGUGCUCGGUCCGCCUCCCAGACUACAGUGGACCCCGAUGAGCUGAGGCGGUUCCAGUCUCUGGCCGGCAAGUGGUGGGACGAACAGGGAGAAUUCUCAGCUCUUCAUGCCAUGAAUGACCUGAGGGUGCCUUUUAUACGGGAUAAUCUGCUGAAUGUGCACGGAGUCCGUCACCCUGGGAAACCUCUCCGAGGACUCCGCAUACUGGAUGUCGGCUGUGGAGGAGGCCUGCUCACAGAGCCCCUAGGCCGCCUGGGGGCUAAUGUGUUGGGUAUAGAUCCAGUAGGCGACAGCAUCGGUACAGCCCAGCUGCACUCAUCCACAGACCCGGACCUCUGUGAGCGGGUCUGCUACCGGGCCAGCACUCUGGAGGAGCUCGCGGCAGAGGGCGAUGAAGCAGAGGAGGAGCAGGGGGCGGGCCAGUUCGACGCGGUCGUAGCCUCUGAGGUGGUGGAACAUCUGGCUGACCUGGAAACCUUCGCCUUCUGCUGCAACCAAGUGCUGAAGCUAGGCGGCUCCCUCUUCAUCACUACCAUAAAUAAAACCAACCUGUCCUACGCGCUGGGGAUCGUGGUGGCCGAGCAGCUGCUGCGCAUCGUCCCCGGCGGGACGCACGACUGGGACAAGUUCAUCAGCCCCGUGGAGCUGGAGCGCCUCCUGGAGUCCAAUGGUUUCUCGGUGCAGUCUGUCCAAGGAAUGCUGUACAACCCGGUAUCGGGAGCCUGGAGCUGGACCGCCAGCACCGCCAUCAACUACGCCCUCCACGCUGUCAAAGUGAGAGACGAUCCCCACACGGAGCAGGCCGGGGGGGGCAGCAGCACCCACCCAGAGGACCACCCCACUGCAGCCCCACACAGCUGAGCCAAACCACGGGAGAACGCGUCGGAAAAGGAGAGGAAGAUGCAUCCAGAUGAGCUGCAGCCCCACUCAGAAUGAGAUUGCAUUAAGGUUUUGGUUUUCUGUCAGCCUUGGCUUUACUGUGAACUUGGGCAAUAUAUCGAUGCAUUGAUAUUGUGAUAUGAGACUAGAUAUCGUCUUAGAUUUUCAAUAUGGUAAUAUGGUAAGUGAUGUCUUUACCUGGUUUUACAGGCUGCAUUUUUUUCUAGACUUACCAGACUUUACUAGCUGUUUUAUUAUUUAUCUAUACCCACUAAGUCAUUGAAUUUUCUUUAUAUCGCCCAGCCCUAGUGUAACAUCUGAUAUAUUUAGUUCUGGCUGCCAACAAUGAAUAUGAUUUUAUGGUUUGUGGUUGUGGCUACACACACUGGAAAACAUCUUUAGUUUGCUAGAGCCUUCUGGAAACGUGUCCACACACGGGGAUGGGACAGUCACAUCCUGUUCAAGAUCAUAAUGGGUCUCAUGUGGAAGGAUUAUAUAAUACAAAUCAAGCCUGUGGCGGAGAAUGACUUAUGCUUGCUUGCAUGAUGUUCUUAGAGAGACCAAUAACCAGGCUGUAAGUGCUCGCACGUGCACAAACAGACGUUGUGGGUUGAUGAUUUUCAGAUAAUAUCUGUUAUUUCCCGUUUUAUAAGUUAUCAAAUGUGUAUAAGAUUGACAAUGAUAACCACUGUGUUGUUUGUCUAAUAUUAUAAUAAUAAAAAA
Molecule: messenger RNA, 1947 nt
Organism: Etheostoma spectabile (orangethroat darter)
Lineage: Eukaryota; Metazoa; Chordata; Actinopteri; Perciformes; Percidae
Gene: coq3
Product: coenzyme Q3 methyltransferase
Exons: 6
Coding region: 127-1206 (359 amino acids)
Biological process (GO): ubiquinone biosynthetic process
Cellular component (GO): mitochondrion
Molecular function (GO): polyprenyldihydroxybenzoate methyltransferase activity; 3-demethylubiquinol 3-O-methyltransferase activity
Source: RefSeq, a predicted model, not a curated record